AUGGCUACCCAGCCCAACCCCAAGGACUCGAUGAAGUCCACCUGGCGCACCGCCAGCCGUGACGAAUGGAACAUUAACCACUGGGCCAUCGAGCUGCUUAACGUGCACCCAACCGAGCUCAACAAGGAAAUCCCAGUGCACCAAAAGGACGAGAAAGUCCCCUACCUCACGCAGUGGUCCUUGAACCUCUGGGUUCUCCUCUACGGAGCCCUGCCCUUACUCAUGCACCAAGUCUACGCCACCUUCACAGGCCACAACCUGGGCCCAAUAGCCGUCUUCAACUUCUACUUCAUGGCCUUCAACGCCGUUGUGAUCUUCGAAGUCCACAUCCUCCGUCGCCUGGGUCACAUCUACGGCUUCCUCGACGGCGACAAGCACGAACGCGACGGCGUCCCAGACGUUGGCAUCGGCAAAGUCGUAACAUCGCUGUACAAGACGACGGGCUCGCGCAUCGCGCUGGCUACCUACUUCACCUACAACGUCAACCAGCUGCCCUCGCAGCUGAACUGGGCCAUGCUGCCGCUGCAAAUCGGGCUCUACGGCAUCGUCCUCGACUUCUGGUUCUACUGGUACCACCGGCUUAUGCACGAUGUCGGCUUCCUCUGGAAAUUCCACCGCACGCACCACCUCACCAAGCACCCCAACCCCCUCCUGGCCGCCUACGCAGACCACGAACAGGAGUUCUUUGACAUGGUCGGCGUCCCUAUGGCCACCUACUUCAGUCUCAGGCUCAUGGGCCUCCCCCUCGGCUUUUACGACUGGUGGCUCUGCCACCAGUAUAUCGCCUUCACCGAGGUGCUGGGCCACAGCGGCCUGCGCUUGCAUUCAACCGGCGCGUCCACCCUGACCUGGCUACUUGAGCUCUUCGGUGCCGAGAUCGUCAUCGAGGACCAUGAUCUCCAUCAUCGGAAGGGCUGGCGCAAGAGCCAUAACUACGGGAAGCAGACGAGACUCUGGGACCGGAUUUUCGGGACCUGUCAUGACCGGGUCGAGGGGACGAAGGACAAUAUUGAUUAUGUGAAUUCGGUUAAUAUGCCGUUGUUUUGA
Aspergillus bombycis is the source of this 1047-nucleotide messenger RNA. Its product is annotated as sterol desaturase family protein. NCBI's taxonomy places the organism in Eukaryota, Fungi, Ascomycota, Eurotiomycetes, Eurotiales, Aspergillaceae. The record is from RefSeq and is a predicted model, not a curated record. The coding region runs from base 1 to 1047 and encodes 348 amino acids. Gene Ontology annotation, molecular function: C-4 methylsterol oxidase activity; iron ion binding. The transcript has a single exon. Gene Ontology annotation, biological process: ergosterol biosynthetic process.